AUGGGAAACAACUUCCCACAGGGAAAAUGUGGCUGUGGUGGCUUAAUAUUCUGGCGUCCUCCUCCCAACAACAACAAUAACAACAGCAAUGCCAACAAAUUUGAGAAUUUAUCAAACGCCUCUGACACAAAAAAAGGUCAAGGUGGCUGUGAAGAUAUAACUUUCUCAGGAACAGCUUCAUCUAAUAAACCCACAAAUUCUUCAACUCGUUCUGGCACCAAGCCAAACCAUGUUGUUAACCAAAACUACCAAAGGAACCAUCCCAAAGUGUCACCUACCGAGGGCUAUGUCAGCAAUGGAAGAAGGGUCCCUAAAGAAGCAAUUGGCAUUUCUGGUGAACUGGAAAGCAUGAUCACCGAUCGCCAAAAGGGGAGCAGCAACCUUGUUCGUGCUUCUUCUAGCAACGUUAUGAUGUUUAAUAAUUUAGGUAACCUCAGGCAAGGAGGGAAUACAAAUACGUAUUCUCAGAACCCUGUUGCCAAUGGAAGAUACACAAACCAAACGGUGGAGAAUGUAAGUAAAGGAAACAAGGAACAACCGGGUUCUCUAUGCAGGGUCGUGUCUACUAGAAUGAACCCCGAACAAUUAAAGAUAAUGGGCAAUGAGGAUUAUAAGAAUGGAAGAUUUCAAGAAGCAUUGGCUCUUUAUGAUGCUGCAAUUGCAAUUGACCCUAAUAAAGCUUCCUAUAGGAGCAACAAAAGUGCAGCAUUAACGGCUCUUGGGAGGCUUCUGGAGGCUGUGUUUGAGUGCAGAGAAGCCAUUCAAAUUGAGCCUCGUUAUCAAAGAGCUCAUUACCGAUUGGGAAACUUGAACAUGAGAUUAGGAGAAAUGGAUAAGGCUCUUUAUCAUUACAAACAAGCAGGACCAGAGAUUGACCCAGACGAGAAUGCUAAAGUCAAAAAAAUUCAGGUCCAUUUGAACAAAUGCACCGAGGCACGUAGGCUAGGAGAUUGGAACAAGUUGAUUAAGGAGACCAAUAAUGCUAUUUCAUCUGGUGCAGAUUCUGCUCCACAGAUAUUUGCGUUGCAAGCCGAGGCAUUUUUGAAGCUCCGUAGGCACCAACAUGCAGAAGAAGCAAUGUCAAAGGGGUCUAAUUUUGAUGUUGAUCAUUGCACCAAGUUCUUUGGACCUAUUUGCCAUGCAAAUACAUUGGUGACUCAGUCCCGGGUUCAUUUGGCUGCUGGCAGAUUUGAAGAUGCCCUAGUUGCAAUUCAGAGAGCAUCUAGGCUUGAUCCAAAUAAUAAUGAGAUGAAGAAGGUGAUGAGGAAGGCUAGAGCUGCGGCUGCAGCUCGAUCAAACGGAAACGAGCUUUUCAUGGCAUCAAAAUUCUCUGAAGCAUCUGUUGCCUAUGGAGAAGGGUUAGAGCAUGAUCCAUAUAACUCGGUUUUGCUAUGCAACCGAGCUGCAUGUAGAUCCAAAUUAGGCCAAUUUGAGAAGGCUGUGGAAGAUUGCAAUGCUUCUCUUAGCUUGCGUCCAUCUUACAGCAAGGCUAGGCUGAGAAGAGCAGAUUGUAAUGCCAAGUUGAAAAGAUGGGAAGCUUCAAUACAAGACUAUGAAAUAUUGCUUAAAGAGACACCGGAGGAUGAAGAAUUAACAAGGGCUUUGUUGGAGGCCAAAGAGCAUCUUAUACAACAGCGAGGUGAAUGAAGGUCAACGCUCAUGAAGUGUUAUAGAGAAAUAGUUAAGGUGAGCACAGGAAAAAAGGGCCCUAAUGUGCUUGCAUUGUCAAGGAUGACAGGCAAGCACACUUAUUGUCAAUGAUCAAUACUCAAAUCCUUUGAAGAAAAAGGAUAAAGCACGUUGUGG
Molecule: messenger RNA, 1806 nt
Organism: Glycine soja
Lineage: Eukaryota; Viridiplantae; Streptophyta; Magnoliopsida; Fabales; Fabaceae
Product: inactive TPR repeat-containing thioredoxin TTL3-like
Exons: 5
Coding region: 1-1647 (548 amino acids)
Cellular component (GO): cytoplasm
Molecular function (GO): protein binding
Source: RefSeq, a predicted model, not a curated record